Malassezia globosa CBS 7966 is the source of this 1302-nucleotide messenger RNA. RefSeq lists its product as uncharacterized. Gene Ontology annotation, biological process: regulation of transcription by RNA polymerase II; chromatin remodeling; box C/D snoRNP assembly. The record is from RefSeq and is a predicted model, not a curated record. NCBI's taxonomy places the organism in Eukaryota, Fungi, Basidiomycota, Malasseziomycetes, Malasseziales, Malasseziaceae. The transcript has 3 exons. Gene Ontology annotation, molecular function: DNA helicase activity; ATP hydrolysis activity; ATP binding. The coding region runs from base 1 to 1302 and encodes 433 amino acids. Gene Ontology annotation, cellular component: Ino80 complex; R2TP complex; NuA4 histone acetyltransferase complex.
AUGACGAAUGUGCAAACGCUUGAGCGUAUCGGCGCACAUUCGCAUGUGCAUGGCCUCGGCUUGGACGAGCGUCUUGAGCCAUACGAAAGUGCCCAAGGUAUGGUAGGGCAGCGCGCUGCGCGGAAAGCUGCUGGAAUGAUUGUCAAGAUUGUACAGAAUGCCAAGAUCGCGGGACGCGCCAUGUUGAUGGCAGGGCCUCCCGGCACAGGAAAGACAGCCAUCGCCAUGGGUAUGGCACAGACCCUGGGACCUGAUGUCCCUUUCAUUAUGUUAUCAGCUUCAGAAGUUUUUUCGCUAGAAAUGAGUAAGACAGAAGCGCUGAUGCAGGCAUUCCGCAAGGCCAUUGGUGUGCGCAUUCGUGAGGAGGCAGAGCUCAUUGAGGGCGAAGUCGUCGAGAUCCAAAUUGAUCGGAGCCUUACAGGCGCCACAAAAACCGGCAAAAUCAUUAUCAAAACAACUGACAUGGAGACUGUGUAUGAACUUGGCAACAAGAUGAUUGAUGCACUGCAAAAAGAAAAAGUGGCAGCUGGAGACGUGAUAACGAUCGAAAAGUCUAGUGGCCGGAUAUCCAAACUUGGCCGCAGCUUCGCGUGCUCGCGUGAUUAUGAUGCCAUUGGAAGUGAUACAAAAUUUGUCCAGUGCCCAGAGGGUGAGCUUCAGCGUCGGCGGGAAGUCGUCCACACCGUUUCACUACACGAAAUUGACGUCAUCAAUUCGCGCACACAGGGAUUUCUUGCUCUAUUUGCCGGAGAUACGGGUGAGAUCAAACCGGAGCUUCGUGAUCAAAUCAAUGCCAAGGUUGGCGAAUGGCGUGAGGAGGGCAAGGCUGAGAUUGUGCCUGGAGUACUCUUCAUCGACGAAGUACACAUGCUUGACAUUGAGUGUUUCUCGUUCCUUAACCGUGCGUUGGAAUCGGAGCUUGCGCCUCUUGUCGUGAUGGCCUCAAACCGCGGUCAGGCUCGAAUUCGGGGUACGCGCUUCUCCAGUCCGCACGGCCUCCCCAUUGAUCUGUUGGAUCGGAUCCUGAUUAUAAGUACUAAACCUUACUCGGACACAGAAAUCAAAGAAAUCCUAUCUAUUCGUGCCCAAGAAGAAGACGUAAAGCUCAAACCCGAGGCUUUGGACGUUCUCACGCGCAUGGCUGUAGAGACGUCCCUUCGUUAUACGAUCAAUCUCAUUACUACGGCACACCUAGCAGCGAAACAAAGGAAGUCGGACGAAGUUGACGUUGCUGAUGUUCGUCGCGUAUACAGUACGUAUGACCUGAAUAUGCCUGUGUCGCGUCGGUCACUAACUUUUUAG